GCGUGAAUAACAGUGACUGUUGAACAUUUUAAAUCGACAUAAAUUCAUUUUUUUUGUUUUAUGGCAUUAUCUCAGCGCGUCCGUCCGCAGGAUACUCACACAUAUGCUUGAAUUCCGAGAAAGUGUAAAGUUUUAGGUGUCGCAAUGGGUGAAAGAAAAGGAACUAAUAAGUACUACCCUCCAGACUUUGACCCAGCUAAGCAUGGCUCUCUCAAUGGCUACCAUAAAACUCAUGCUUUGCGGGAAAGGGCCAGAAAACUGUCCCAGGGCAUCCUCAUUAUCAGGUUUGAGAUGCCCUACAACAUCUGGUGUGAUGGUUGCAAGAAUCACAUUGGCAUGGGCGUUCGUUACAAUGCUGAAAAGAAAAAAGUGGGGACCUACUACACCACGCCAAUCUACAGGUUUAGGAUGAAGUGCCACCUUUGUGUAAACUACAUCGAGAUGCAGACAGAUCCAGCAACAUGUGACUAUCUUAUAGUAAGCGGGGCAUGCAGGAAGGAGGAACGCUGGGACAUGGCUGAAAAUGAGCAGAUCCUUACCACUGAACGGGAGGAGAAGGAGAAACUGGAGACGGAUGCAAUGUUCAAGCUGGACCACGGUGGCAAAGAUAAAGAAAAGCUCACUAAAGCUCUGCCCUCCCUGACCGAGAUCCAGGACUAUCAGUCCGGCUGGAAGGAUGACUUUCAGCUCAACAGCACCCUCCGCAAGAAGUUUAGACAAGAGAAAAAAAUGAUGGCUGAGGAAGAAGAGAAGGACAACGCCGUACAGUUGAGAACCAACCUCUCCAUACCACUGCUGCCAGAGAAAGAGGAGGACAAGAAAAUUGCUGCUUUGCUCAAAUUACAGGCACCUGAGUCUUAUGAGGAGAAACAACACAGCAAGAGGAAAGAGAUUGCCUCCCGUUCAUGGUUUAAAUCCCCAUCAGCACCAGCAGGGGGAGCUGCAGGUAGUCUGCUCCAAAAGCUGGGCCAUCAAGGGAAAGAAGCAGCUGUGGCCAAAGCUCUGGGCUCCUCACACAGCCCCGUUCUCGGCAGGCGCACAGCAGGAUCUGGAUUAAAGGCUGAGCUCUGUGCCACCAUCACCCCUAAAAAGUCCAAACUAGAGGUGGUUUCUCCCAGUGAGGAGAAGCUCCUCGGGACAAGGAUCAAGGAAUCCACCUGUACGGUGCAGGGCGGGGCUAACGGAGAAGCUUCGAGUGAGGUGAAAGAAUGUGUCAAAGACAAAAAACUGAAUAACGCAGAGGAGUGUGCGAAGAAGGAGCAACAGGAUGAGCCGUCUACAACCUUCGUGUCCUUAGUGGCAGAUUACAGUGACUCUGGUUCAGAGGGUGGAGAAUGAGAAGGGGCAGACAGUCUGUUUACCCGCAGACGGAACAUGGACUGAACACAAAAACAACUGUUGUAGAACAAUAAAUCUAAAUUAUUUCAAGCUCUGGCAAAUCUUUAUAACCCUUUUUUUUAAUAUUUUCAGUGUUUUUGUCUGAAACCACUUAAAAUGAUUCUGUUCUACAUAUGUAAUCUAGAUUGAAAACUUGAGUGUUUUCCCAUGAAAAUGCCUGGCUAUUUACAGCGGACUGGUUCCAGCAUAUAUUAUUUUUACUGCACAGUUUUAGAGGAGGCUGAUAUAAGAGGUGUACAAAAAUUAAAAGAAAAAAAGACAAGUGGAACUUGUCUAAAUGUCUAGAAAAAAAAGUAAGGGGAAAACAUUUUUGUAUUAUUUACAGCUGAAUGAUGAACUUGUUUGUUUGAUCUGAUAGAGCAGCAUCACUCAAAGGCUAAAUAAACUCAUUUAAGUAAUAAUUGCUCA
This is a messenger RNA of Oryzias latipes (Japanese medaka), 1806 nucleotides long. It is a transcript of the gene yju2b, whose product is annotated as YJU2 splicing factor homolog B. Gene Ontology annotation, cellular component: U2-type spliceosomal complex; post-mRNA release spliceosomal complex. Gene Ontology annotation, biological process: mRNA splicing, via spliceosome. The record is from RefSeq and is a predicted model, not a curated record. Lineage: Eukaryota; Metazoa; Chordata; Actinopteri; Beloniformes; Adrianichthyidae.